Molecule: messenger RNA, 12300 nt
Organism: Cherax quadricarinatus
Lineage: Eukaryota; Metazoa; Arthropoda; Malacostraca; Decapoda; Parastacidae
Source: RefSeq, a predicted model, not a curated record
CGACAAGUCAGCUGACCAGAGUAAACAAUGAUGUCCGCCCACCGUAAUGUGAACAAGUUAGUGGUGAUCAAAAAACUAACAGAUACGUCUUACGACAUUAAAGACGUCGUUAGAACAGACUUGGAAUCCAACAACAAAGGAUUUUCUAUCCUCCUGGCGGACGGGAAGUUAAUACUUGUAGUAUGGGUCAACAAAAAAGUUACCUCGCAAGUUGUACUGGACGUGUCUGAUGCAUGCUGGCAACGUGGAGGCGAGAGUGAAGUUAUUAUUGCCUGCCAAAAUGGGAAACUGGUCCGGUAUUCAGUGCACUUUGAUACUGGUCUCUCCUGCUCACUUCAGUUAUCUGCUCCAUCUCUUCUUUCACUUAUCAGGGAGAAAGAUUCAAGUAUACGCUCAAUUCGUAGCCCAAGAAUAUGGGGCCAUACAGAUCAGUUCAUUCUCAUGCAACCACAAAUUGAUCGCUUAGUGCUUCUGGCCACCAAUGCUGGAGGCCGUCCCACUACACAUGGGGUUCUUCGGACCCCACCUCUUCGUACAGCACACCUCUACAAAAACAUGAUCUUGGCACAGCCUGUAACUGGAACAGAUCUAUAUGAGUAUGAAACCAAAAAAUGCAAGCUGAUUGAUGUCAUCAAUUUGAGCUUACAAAGGAUAGGGUCUGAGUUUACAGAAUGGAGUUCUCUUACUUGUUCCUCAACUGGUGAAACUAUAGCAGUGGCAGACUCCAAACGACAUAUUUAUGUGACUAAUUUUAGAUAUCGAAUUUCUCUUGGAAAAAAAGGUGGAAUAAACAGGAGCCAGGUCACUCUUCACCAAGUAAUAUGGCCCACAAGUCUGCAACCAUCAAGAAUCAAGGAGCUUUCCUUGAGUGUAUCAGAUACUGUUCUCACUGUCUUCUGUCAAACUGAUGAUGAAGGCUUAGAGAGCCAAAACUACCUGAGCUUUGAUGUGAGUCUCAGUAGCAUCAGCUGUCACCACAUCUUUACUGAACAGACUGUUAUCAUCCCAGGCAUAACACAUCACCUACCUGACCUCUUUCUUAUUUCUGAGGGAGUUGCAAUGUUAAUGGAUGAGGAUGCCUCAAUUAGUAGCCUUGAUUCUGAAGUUGAUUUUGGCGAAUUACUGGGUGGCAUGAGUGAAGGUCUUGAAGAGCAAAAUAUGGCUAAAAUAUCAGAAGUUAAAGUUAUGGUAGAGCAAGGUUUAAGUGUAUUCCUGUCUUCUUGCAACCACCAGGAGGGCUGGUUAGAGCUGGCAGAAAUGCGUGCGAAACAGUAUGGUCAGCUUGCACAGUUACUUCUCAGUUAUAUUCCCCGUUAUGCUCAGCAAGAGUCAACACAUGCCACUGCACUCUCUCUUCAAUACCUUGCCAAGCAUCACUUUUCAAGUAUACUAGAAGAGAUGAGUAAUGUCCUUCAGUACAUUGACAGUGACAGCAUAUCACAGAUGGUACUACAGAUGACAGAACAGGUAUCAUUUUACCUACAUAGUGUUGACCAGUUGCAGUUGCCACAAGCAGGAAGUGAGAGCGAGGAACUAGCACAUCGGCAUGAAAUAUGGGGUGACAGGCCACUUAAGGAAAUUUUAGAAGAUGCACUGACCACUGGGUGUGUGAAGUCUUCAGAAUGUUAUCUUCGGCUGAAGCCUUGGGUGUAUGGUACAGUUACCACAACUACUGUUAUUGCCACUUGCAUUGAUAUUGCAAGAGAAAAAUCAUCAGAAGAAUCUCAGCUCCAAGUUAUGCUAAAUAUUGAUAAAGACUACAAUGAAGUACUGAGACAGAUUCUGCACUCGAGUGAUGACCUAUUUGAGGUCCUCUUUAUAGGAAGAGUGUUGGACAUGAGAGGUCAACUUAAUGUUGUUGAAACACUGGCAGUAAAGCUGGUAGUGACCAUUCAUAAAACACUGCCAGAUCUUCUCACUCUUCCACCUCAGAGGUGGGCAGAUUUGGUGGCUAUGGAUGAAUCUUCAUCUGCACUUGUGUCAGCUCCAGUGACAGUGGGUCAAGUAACACUUUGGACACCACUAGCCAUAAUGCUCAUUAUCACUGAUCUUUAUGCAUAUACUGGAGAUCCAGAGAUUCUGGAGGAUGUGGAUGCUGAUGUUAGAUGGAGAUAUCUUCUCUAUCAGCAUGACCUCAAUAACCUAAAAAGAUGGAUCUUCAUGGAAUUUUGUGGGCAGGAAGUGGAUCUUUGUGAAGGAAACCAAGUACAAAAUGAAGAUCUUAUAUUGUUGGAUCUCAAUAUUAGGUUACAGAAGGGACUGCAAGCAAGGUCAAGCAUCUCAGAAAAACAAGCCACUGAGAAAUAUGAGAAUAUGCCAGAAUCAAAAUACUCAGGAUUUACUUUGCUCAGUAGCCCUCUAUAUGCCAGUGAUGUGGAGUCUUCUGUCAAGUCUCAUGAUUCGGUAGAUUCUUCUUCUGUAGGUCCUGGUGAUGAGGAUUCUUGGAGUGUGCAGAGCUUUGAGACUCAUGAUCGCAGGGGCACAGUGUGGAUGAAACAACUCUUUAAGCCAAUAACUAAAUAUAUGGUUGAUCUGGUGGCAAUUGCUAAAGAGCCAUUUGCAGAAAUGGUGCUGAAUGUUUUAGCCAGAUGUAGAGUCUUCAUGACUAGUGAAAAAACUAGAGCUGAGCUACUCUUAAGACGGUUGCUCAUGUCAGGGACUUUUGAGAUGAUCACUGAUUUCAGUGGGGAUCAUCCAUGCCAAAUCUCAGACAGUGACAUUCAUACAAUAAUCAUGGAGUAUUUUGGAGAUCAUGAUCUUUUAUUGCCAGCUUAUGAUUAUAUUCAAAGCUUCUUGGAUGCCUCUGAGAGCAGAACUAUGGAAAAAUUGAGAUUACCAUCUUGGGCUAACACAGUUGUACCCUUCAUGAAGCUUUUGAAAGCCAAAUCAAAGAAAGUUGUUUAUGACUUGAGUUUAAAAAACCUUGCAGUUCUUAGUGACACUUGUAAAGCUCCCCAAGAACUUCAGUUCCCAGCUUUUCUUACCAUGCUCUUUGCUCCUACCCAGAAAUUGCAGGAUUUUAUUAAUUUUAGUGCAUGCACAAACAAUGAGACUAGUGAUGAAACAGACGAGAUAUAUUCACUUUGCACUAUUCUUGCCAAGCACAAUAUGUCUCCUAAACAAGUGAUAGAGGGCGUUGCACAGAAUUUCCCUUAUCUUCAGAAGAUGUUCUCAGACAGUGAACGUGGUACAUCAUUGGAUGUUACUAUGUAUGAUCUCUUGUCUGGAACUGUUUCCUUUGACCUGAGCCGGAUGUUCACAUUUCAGAAGAAGAACAGAUAUGGUUAUGAUGUCAAUGCUGGAAUUGCUAGCUUUACUGAUGAAGAGUUGGUAAAAAAAUAUGGUAUCCUGCAUUCUUUGGAGUAUUUGUACUACCUUAGAGAAUGUCGACCCACUUAUGCAUGUGCAGCAAUUCUUGCAAGUAUCUAUAUGAACAGAAACAAAAAAAGGACUGAAGAGAUCAAGAGUAAGGUGUAUGGAUUUGCUCUCAGUAGUUGGCCUAACCGUGCUGUAUGUUGUGCCUGUAUUUCUGUACUUAUUAUGGCCAACCUUGAAGCUGAGUCUCUCAGAAUAGUCUUAACUUCUGCAUUUCUCAUCUAUCCAGUACGAAGAGCUUUGUGUGCUAUGCUAACAACAGAGAAGAGAAAGGGACAUGAAGCUCUCAUUGAAGCAGAACUCAGAGGCAUUCUUCAACAACUUUGUUUAACUGAAACUAGAGCUGAGGCUGCAGCAGCUUUAUUAGAAAUGCUUGAAAACUGUGUCAUCCUCUCUGUUGCAAACCAUCUAGUCAGUGAACAGGGAACACUUGAACCAAGUGAAUUGUUUGAGCUCUCACUUCCCCUAAACACUGUGGUAGACAAGAUGGGUAUCAUUUUCUCACAAGAAAUUUCUCAGAAACACAUGCACAUUAUGAUGGAUGGUAUGAAAUUGUGUGUUGAGCUGUCUUUAAUUUAUAACCUUCCUUGGCCAGUGAAGCUUUUGACUAAAGUAGCAGAGUCAAAUCAGUGGUUACUUUUCCUUGUUAUGGUACAGGUUUUUAAUUGCCCAAAACAUGAAGUACUGAAAGUGGCAGAAUUUUUCCAAAGUACUGCAUUAAAAGAACACAUUAUGUUUGCCCUUACCCACAUGUACUACUAUCGUGAACCCCAUCAGUCAAGAGAGAGAACAAAAGGAACUGGUCAGAGUAGAUCAGCUCUGUAUGCAAAAAUUGGAAUUCACAGCAGAGAAGGCUCACAGUCCCCAGUGCACAGUGGGGAUGAAAAGCAGAGAAGUUCUAGUCCAAGUGAUGGUGAAAUAUCCAUUAUUGAUGAUGCUCUCUCAUGUAUUACAACAGAAACCUCUUGUGAUGUAGGGCUUGAUUACUGGUUAUCAUAUGAGCCAAAAGAUUUUUAUUCAAUAUUGCUAACGUGUCAUCAGCGUGAAAAUCCUGCGAAUGACUUAGUUACAGCAGCAGUUACAUUAAGGGCUCCUGUAUUGGCUGUGUUUGCUGCUUGCUAUAAGAAGCACAAUCCUUCACUUUGCCUCUCCGUGUGGUUAUAUACACAACUCUCACAGCAAGCUCGCCACACAUUGCAUCAGCAACUGGCACAGAGUGAAGUUCACCAAGCAACAAGCCAUAACAGUUUAAAGAAUGAAAGAGCUAAUCUUCCAGGGAGAUUUUGCUGCCAUGCUUGUGAUGUUUGUGUGAUGCAGUCUGGACUUGAAGAGCAAAAUUGGUUCAUCCUUUAUCAUGUUUCAGAAGGAUCAUUUGAUGUUCCUAUUGAAGGUCUUAGGGUGUUUGAGCCACAUUCACCAAUUCUCCCUCUUCUACAAGCUAUCCAAGAAGUGAAGGGAAUGUGCAAUAAGGAAAAAAUAAGUGAAUUGCUUUCUGCUUCUGCCACUGCCAUAAAUGAAUCUCCAGUAGAACAAUAUACAUCAGUUAGUAAGAGAGAAUGGGUAAUGAGGACUGCUCUUGAUGUUAUUAGUACAGUACUUGAUACCUUCAUAACAAACAACCAUUUACAAUGUCAGCUACUGUCUGUACUCACAACUGUCAGUCAACUGCCUCCAUUUUGCAAUCAUUUUGUAAAUUGGAAUUUGGUAAGUCAGAUCUGCAAAAUUGUAGGAUCAGUUAAACAUCAAAUAACUUUCAAAGAACUGCUCUGGAGUUUUGAAAAUGGGGAAGUAAAUGAUAUUACCAACAAGAUAGUAACAUGUCUGUGUAAUAAAUGGCACUUUACUGAAGCCCUUCAACUGUGCCAACUAACAAAUCUUCCUGUGUUUACUAUUAUUUGUGCUCAAUUGAAAGCCGAGUUUGAUAAGAAUGCAUCAAGUAUCAUAAAAGAUAUUUUUGUGUUCAAAGAAUUCCUGUGUAGAAGUCAGAAGAAGCUGUGCCAAGAAUCUGUGCCUUCACAGCAUGCAGCAGCAUUCUUCAUUGCCAUAAAUAAAGAGCUUUCAUCCUGUACUAUGAAGUGUAUCUGUCUGCAGUAUGCUUUAAUGUGGUCUUACAAAAUUCCUGAAAACAUUGCUUUCAGCACCUCUGAAUCCCCAGAUAGUAACUCGAAUGUACCUGAGGAAUUGCAGACAACAAGAGAGGCAGUUUUGGUUUUAUCUAAGCUGGAACAUGAGAUGUGGCAAGCAUAUGUUCAUGCUUUUCAUUGCAGAGGAGGAAGUAUUUCUGAUCUCCCAAUUAAACCACCAAGUGAUCUUGGCAACUGGCCCUGGGAAGGAAAAGAUGGGGCCAGUCCACUUGAUCUGGGUCUUGUAAUGAAAUCAUCUGGUCUGACAGAUUCCUUUGUAGUAAAAUAUUUUGGAGACAUAUUCACAUCAUCUUCAGGUGAUAUUGAAGAGGUUGAUGACAAAGGCUCUGUAGAUAGCAUAAGAAAUGAAGAAACAAAGAAUGUAGAUACAUUCAGCCAAAGCUCAAAUAUUAAAAGAACAAUGACUGAAAUGCUGUACCCUGAGAGAAUACAGAGUGAUCAAACUACUUUUCAGGAACAAGAGAAAGAUCAGAUGCAGCAUGAGCAGGUAUGUGUUGAUCAACCAGGUACACUGAAGAUGAAGAUUGAGCAAAUUUGUCUUGAUGAAGCAGCCAAAGAGAAAGUGCUGUAUGAAGAAACAAAUGGUGAGGAAUUAAACAAAGAGAAGGUGGAACAUGAAGCAAAUGGUAAGAAAUUGGAUGAAGAGAAAAUGGAGAAUGAUGAAGCAUGUACUGUGAAACUGGACAAAGAGAAGAUGGAAGAAGAUGAAGCAUAUCUUCAGGAACCAGACAAAGAGAAGAUGGAGCAAGAAACAAGUGAUGAUAAACUGGACAAAGAGAAAGUUGAGAAUGAAGGAGCAGCUACUUUGAGAGUGGACAGAGAGAGAGAGGUAGACAGAGAGAGAGAGGUAGACAGAGAGAUGAAACAUGCAGAGGCAUAUAUUGAGGAACCAGACAAAGAGAAGAUGCAUGUCAAGCGAACAUAUAUUAAAGAACAAUGCAAAGAGAUACCACAUUCUGAAAAAACACAUGAUGAAGAAACAGGGAAAGAUAGGAUGCAGUAUGAAGACGUCUGUGAUGGAGAACCACACAUAGAAGAGAUACAGUGUAAAGAAGUAUACAGUGAUCAACCAGAAACAAGACAAAAUAGUAAAAAUUAUCAGGAAAAAUGGAAAACUAUUCAGUGCUUGGUAAACAAAUGUGUAAACACUGGAAUGCUUAUUACUGCUUGUCGGAUACUGAGGCUUUUUGAAGGAACAAACAAGAAUGUACAGUUACUAUUACUGUUGCUUGGAAUGGCUGAUGGCAGUAAAAUUAAACCAUUGGGAGGUGAGAAGAAUGGUAGGGCAGCAUUAAGAAAAAUGCCACCUUAUCAAAAUGCAACUAAACAAGAGUGUAUGAUAAGUAGAAGUAAAGUUGGUAGCAGCUUUUGUAAGAUAUCACUUGAGGAAGACCUUGGAGUGAAAACAUCAGCCUUGAUCAAAGUUGCAUCAGAACUGACAGUGGGCAAGAAAACUGCUGAAAGGAUUGUUAUACUGUAUAAAGUUGCAGCUUCUUUGGAUCUCUCAUAUCUCUAUCUUGUACAUCACCCUAACCCCAUUGCACUUGUAUCUAUGGUUCUAAGGCUCAAAAGAUGUGGUGUUAUCCAGCUGGCUCGGGAAUUUAUUCAUGCUUUUCCUGUGCCUCAAAGUGCUGUUUUGAAUUUUUUGUGUGAAGAAGCAGUGGCUACUGUUACAGCUGGACCUGAUGUGCCAGCAACUACUCAUAGAGAUAGAUUAUUACUAUGGGAUGAGCUGGAGACACAAUGGCAAGACUUGAUCACACUGUGUGAAGACCCUUCCAUGCUAGGUAAUCAGUUACUGGAUAUUGGCCAGCGUAUGGGAUCAUCACAUCCAGACCAGGUAGAAAAAGUGCAUAGCAUGAGUGUUGAACUGGUGAUCCGAGCCCAUGACUGCUUCACUGCUGCAUCCAAUAUGGAAGGGAUAGGCACAGUGUUAAGAACAGCAUUGUCUCUCACCACAUCACUUAUACAACACUCACAGUGGUCGCUGAUGGUGCGCCUUCUGAUUGGGGUGGGACGAUAUAGUGAGAUGUCAUAUAUUAUUGAUGCCUUAAGAGAACACGAUCAAUUUGAGCAUUUACUGGGUCGUGGCUCAGACCUUCGAGGAAAAGAAACAGGACUUGACCGAGCCCUUGUGCAUUACCUCCACUCCAGAUACCCUCAAGAUAAAGAGACACUCAAACUUGUUGCUAUACAUUUUCUUCUGUACUCUGAGGUUGCUGAAAUGUGGGUAGCUGAUGCUGAAAAAGCUGUCGAGCAAAUUUUAGAAGCUACUGUUGAUCUGGGGAUAUCUUGCACUACCAACAGUACUGUUAGAUCAAGAGCAAGAGCCCCUCACCAGUUUCAAGGAACCUCCCUUGAAGCCAGCUCACAUCUGGAAAUUUCGCCUGCGUCUGGAAGCAAAAAAUCAACUGAGCGACUGCUUGUAUCUGGAAAAACUCGCACGUGGAUGCACUCGUCAGAGUCCUCAAAAGUUUAUGUACAAAGAGAAACAUCAAAAAUUUCAUCAAAAAAAUCCUCUUUAGUCAAAGGAACCCAGAGCUCGCAAGCUGGAUGCCAAAGCAGCGACGACGAGUUUGAGCCAGAGUAUUUGUAUAAUGCUAGUACAGAACUGCUCAUUCAAGCAAUGCAUAGUUAUGCACAUGCUGCUCAGUAUUAUAUGCAGGACCAACAACUGGCAACAGCUGUCAAGUACAGCUGUCAAGCAGAACUUGUGGCACUGCAGAUGGCAUAUGUGAGAAGAAACCCUUACAGCUCAUGUUUAAAGCUUCUCAAGCUGCCCCCCAAAGCAGUAAAAUAUGUCACUACAAGACUUCUAAGUGUAUGUGAAGCUCAACUAGUGGGACGUGCCUAUAACUUCACUGUGGACUGGGGAGCAGCCCUCUACCAACAGUAUGUUAAUAAGGGUGAUGAGUCGUACCUUACUGAAUAUCUGGCUACAUUUAGGCUUUUCCCUGAAGUUAUGCUCGAUGUAGUAAAGAAACUGGAGCAUGAUGGUAUAACUAAAGACCGCCGGACCCGAGUGGAAUCCAUGCUGGGCCAUGUUGAAGAAUCAGAUAUAGUUUAUCGUGUAGCCAGUCAGCUAGGCCUCAAAAGUACUAUAGAUAAGUGCCUGGCUUCUCCAUGUGCACCAUUCCUUAAAGAUACUAUUUUUGUAAAGGGAUGUACUUCAGGUGAUUGAACAAAAUGCCAAAUUAAAUAGGUUUCCUGUUCACCUUAGCAAUGAAAAUAUAGGGAAGAUCCAAACACAGAAGUGUAGUAAACACUGGUCAUUAAUAAAAAUAAUGAUCAGUGCUACAAAACUGUAAAUAUGGAGACAUAAGAGCAACUGCAAUAAGUUUGUAAUGCAAGCAUAGUCAGCCCAAGAAUUUUCCCUUUUAAACAUAAAAUUUUUAUGUAUAUACGUACUGGCAUCCUCCCAGCUAAUAACAUGGUUAUAAUUCUUAAUAUGCUGGAAAUGUGCUGAAUUGGUGUGUGUGUUUUUUGACAGAGCUCUUAUAUAAACUAUAUUGUUACUCAAGUUAUUCUUUACAUUAGCUCUCUGCCAUUGUAUACUGUAUAAGUUAGUACUACUAUUUCACACAAGUCUACUAAAGAGGGUCUUAGGUGAAAAUAUUUAGUACUCAUUUCAACUACUGUUUUAUUUUCUCUAUGUGGGUUUGCUUGUGUAUUAGAAAUGAUAAUUAUAACAACACAGUAUAUAUAUAUAUUUCUUACACAAUAUAAAAAAUAUAUAUUUUCUGCAUGACACAUUUUCCAUGAUAGUACAAUUAGUUGCAAAAUGUGUUAUAUUCCUCAUCUUUCAAGAAUAACUAGUUUGUGAUUGUACACUUAAUUAAAUUAUGGUACUGUAGGUCCUGACUAACUAUUAUGGUAAAUAGAGCUUUCUGAACCCUUUAAUGAAACUGACCUUAUAAGAUUGUUACCUAAGUUUGGUACCAUACCUAGUAUUUGGUGAUUUUCAUAAUCAAGUGCUGAACAUUCCUCUAAUAUUUAUAAACAUUAUGGAUACUGUGCAAUAAUUAAAAUUGUCUUUUACCAUAUGAGGUCCAGUGACCUCAGAAAAAACACCAUUUUGGAUAUAAUACAGCCUCUAACUGCUAUAAGUGGUUACCUGUCUUACAGUGUUGCUUCCAAUACCAAACCAUCAUUAUUCAUAAUUGUCACAAAGUAACCUUAUGGCUCCCACCAACAGAACCUACCUUGAGUUACAAGCUUUGAUUUAUAUACCCUUCAAGGAGGGGUGUCUUAAUACCCGUGAAGAGCUCUUGAUCCAAGGAAGCAGCCCUUCCCCCUCCUUGAAUUGAAUCUUAAUGCCCCACAUCCCUCCAGGUGCUGUAUGACCUCUGUUUUUCACACUUGCCCCUGAUUACAAUAAAAAAGGAAUAUCUCUCCAGUAUUUUCCUUAUGUAAAUUAUAUAGUAUCUUCUUCACCAGUGUUCCAGUAGUAUGAGAGACUAUAAUUGUUACCAAUAAUUUAGGUGUUGGAAUGACUGUGAAAGUUCUCUGAACAUUCCAAAUUUGUAGUUUCUCUUGGCUGUUUAACAGAUUUUUUGUACAGCUUCUUUUUGGCCCUCAGGGCUUGGUUGCAGUCUCCUUUGUACCUCUAAGCCUGGGUUUAUGUUUUCACUGAAUGACUUACACAAGUAUAGAAUUGGUGGUGAUAAUAUCACUAGAUGCUCGUUAACACUACUCACAGGAUUUACCAGUAGUAUUUGCCUUGCUCAGUUCACUGUUCUAGUAAAACAUUAUCUUGUUGACUAUCUUAAUCCUUUAAACAUACCAAGUUUAUUGCUUAUCUUUAAAGAGAAUCUUACACAAAUCCUUGCAUCAAGCAAAUACAUAAAUCAAAGUUCAUAGCCAAAAGGUUAUACGUACUGUAUAUGUUUUAUGAGCUUGCCUAGUAGUAAUUAUGUUGGAUGAACUUGCCUGGUGGUAAUUAUGUUGUGACUAGUUUGCUUAGUGGUGAUUAUGAAUAAUGAUGGUUUGCCAGUGGUUGUGACCCUGUCAGGCAAUGUAACUGCUGGUUGAGUGGCAAGAAUUACUGUUAGCAUUUAAACUGUAUUGGGUGAGCAGAAAGUUAAGCUACCCUGAGGAGGUACAGUGCAGCUAGAAAAGUCCUUUUCUUUAGUCAAAGGUUAAAUAUUACUGAGGCUGUGAAACAUGAAUAAUUACAAGUGCCUUUAUAUGCUUGGCAAUUUUUUACAUUUUUAGGGGUUUAAAUGACAUAAAGGUUCAAUUGCAUUGAAUACUUAGUUUCAAACUUGAGGGUGAAAUUUAUGUAUACAGCUGGACUUGAUUCCUGGAGAUGGUUAGUACAGUGCCAGCACUCUGAAGGAGGGGUGUUAAUGUUGCAGUUUUAUAACUGUAGUGAAAGCAUACCUCUGGCAAGACAGUGAUGCCUUGGUGGGAAAUGGCCAAUGUGUUAAAAAUAAAAAAAAGUUUAGUUAUGUAAUUGACUAACAAACCAGCACUGUAAUUAUAUUAUUGGAAUUAACAAUAACACGUGAUGCAGUACAUGGCAGUAAAUUAAAAAAAAAAAUGAUAUACACACACAUAUGAUAAUUUACAAAAUUUGGUGUACUACAGUAUUAGAGUUUACAAGAACCUAAUAUAAGUUAUUGUAUUUAAGGAAAGUUUGUGCUAAGUGAUCCGACUAUAAAAAUAUAAUUUUUAUACUGAUUUAUAUUUUGCUUAAUAUGGAGAAUACUGCUUAGCUGAAUUUGGUAAUAAUUUAGAGCUUUAAUAAAGUGUAUAAUGAUAAGUGGAUUUUGCGGUAGUGUUUUUUGUGGAAAUUGUCCAAAAAAAUGUGUGCAAAUUUUUAUUUUAGGAGGUAGCCACCUAAAUGCUUUUGUAAUUAUUAUUAUAAUAAAAAAGAAGCACUAAGCCACAAGGGCUAUACAGCAAUGCUUUUAUAAAUGGAAAGAUAUAUACAUAUAGUAAAAUGUGAGCCAUAUCCCACCAGCAGCAUUCCAGUAUUGUAAGCAAAACAAUAUGCCACUGCACAAUCAUUCACUUCUUAGCAAUACCAUGUGGGAUUUGGACAGUAGAUGGGAUUUUUUAGUUAAUAGGUAUGUUUAGGUUACCCAGUGUAACCUAACCAAAUCUGACCCUAACAUAACUUUGAAUUUUUUUUAACACUAAAAAGAAACGCUGCCACCAUUAUUUACUCUAUUGCUGUCUUGCCAGAGGAACACUGAUACUACAGUUCAGAUGCCUCUCCAAACUGCAAAUAUCCCCACCUGUCCUUCAGAAUGCAGGCACUAUACUUUCCACCUCCAGUUGGUGAGGGGCUCUUGAUUUAGGGAAUUGGAACUGUGCUCCAGUUCCCCGAAUUAAGCCUGAAUGCCUUCCACAUCCCCCCCCCGGGCGCUGUAUAAUCCUACGGGUUUAGCGCUUCCCCUUUGAUUAUAAUAAUAAUUUCCACCUCCAGGACUCGAGUCCAGCUGGCCAGUUUCCCUGAAUCCCUUCACAAAAUGUUACCUAUCUCUCACACUAACAGCUCGUCAGUUCCCCGAAACCAUUUCCCUCCACCCCUAUCUAGCAUGCUCAAACAUUCCUGCUGGAUGUUCAAGCCAAUUGCACACAAAACCUCCUUUACCCCCUCCCUCCAUCCUUUCCUAGGGUGACCCCUAUCCCUCAAAAUAAAACUACAUUGCAAAAUACACUUGAUAUUGUAUGAAUUAAAAUAUAAAUUAUCACCAAACAGCUCAGCAGUUGUUCUCCAUACUGACUUGUAUUUUCUAUAUUUGUACUUACAAAAUAAAAAAUCUUAAAAAUU